Molecule: messenger RNA, 456 nt
Organism: Postia placenta MAD-698-R-SB12
Lineage: Eukaryota; Fungi; Basidiomycota; Agaricomycetes; Polyporales; Adustoporiaceae
Exons: 2
Coding region: 1-456 (151 amino acids)
Molecular function (GO): carbon-sulfur lyase activity
Source: RefSeq, a predicted model, not a curated record
AUGUCGGCACCUCUCAAGGGAUCGUGCUUUUGCACAGCGGUGACCUAUGUGGUAUCCGGUGCUCCAGCACUCAGCGCGUUCUGCCAUUGCACUCAAUGCCAGCGUCAAUUCGCGUCUCCUUUCGUACAUGCCAUCCACGUCGCGAGCUCCGCAUUUUCUUGGACGCAUAGCGAGCCGCACGAUGCUCAACUUGACACCUUCGUCAUUCCGACCAAGCCGUGGAAGACACGGUACCGCUGCAAAAACUGCGGCGUCUGCGUUGCCGGUCGAAACUCCCAGACAGGAAAUUGCAGCAUAUGGGGCGCCACGUUGGAGCGCACUAAGGACGGCAAGAUUAAGGCGUGGGACGUGGUGAAGCCGACAGCGCAUAUAUUCUAUGGUACACGGAUGGUUGAGGUGAAUGACGAUCUGGGGAAGUGGGAGGGCUUUGAAGGAAAGUCAAACAGGGUAGCUUGA